AUGUUUUCAAAUUAUGCCCUAUAUGUUGUCUUGCCUUGUUUAAAUCAUGCAUUUUCUUUUCCCAAAUUCGACUUCUGAGAUUGUGUAUAUAAACCUAACAAAUGCUUAGAUUUCAUCGAUUUCUAUCAUUCUCUCAUCAUUGUUCAACCAAAGAAGAUGAUUGGUGUUAACAUAAGUUAUGAAGAUGGAAAGAAAAAACCGAACACGGUGAGAAAGACGAUGGAAAAACUCAAAUCUGUAUUUGAUAAGAAGAAACCUAAUCAUCAUGAAGAAGACUCAAGUCAGACUUCGCCAUAUUUAACCAAAGCUUUAAACGAGGACAUAUCAUAUGAGCUGUUCAAAAUCCAGCAGAAGUUGGAUCAGAAAAAUUUUAUCCUUCAAAAACAAGAUGAUAUUCGUCAAGGCCAAGAAGAGAAGAUGAAAAACCUAACGGAGGAGAGCAAAGAAAAUUAUAAGAAAAUUAAAAAAAUCCUAAAUUAA
Messenger RNA from Camelina sativa (false flax), 480 nucleotides. RefSeq lists its product as uncharacterized. NCBI's taxonomy places the organism in Eukaryota, Viridiplantae, Streptophyta, Magnoliopsida, Brassicales, Brassicaceae. The record is from RefSeq and is a predicted model, not a curated record.